Molecule: messenger RNA, 1399 nt
Organism: Chlorella variabilis
Lineage: Eukaryota; Viridiplantae; Chlorophyta; Trebouxiophyceae; Chlorellales; Chlorellaceae
Product: expressed protein
Exons: 3
Coding region: 1-774 (257 amino acids)
Source: RefSeq, a predicted model, not a curated record
AUGCAGGGUUUUUGGCGCUUGCCCCCCGGGCUGAGCCCCCCGCUUGCCCUCCUGCGCCCUGCAGUCCAUCCGAUGGCGCCCAUGUCGCUCGGCACGCAGCUGGCGGGCCUGGCCCCCACGCCGGUGCGCGCCGCCACCGGCGCUCGCUGCCAGCAACGGGCGUCUGCGGUGCCCACCCUCAGGUCCGCUACCAAGGUUGCCGCUUCAGCAUCGGGCUUCGACUUCACCCCGGAGCAGCAGCGUGCGGCUAUGGAGAAGCAGCUGAGGCUCUCUGCAGAGCGCGCCGCAGCAGAGGAAGAGCGCAAACGGCAGGCCGCCGCCAGGGGUGCGGCAGCCGCCGAGGCGCCUAGCGUCAUCCCCAAGCGCAAGCAGCCCAGGCGUGCCGCUCGGCUGGCUGCCGCCGCGGCCGCCGCAAAGAACGGCGCGGCCGCGGCGCAGCAGAGCACUGCGGCGCAGCAGCAGCUGGCCGCGCGGCUUGGGGAUCUUGAUGAGCACACCAUGGCCGCUGCGCUGCGUGCGCAGCUCAAGCAGUCGGGCACUUUUGACGAGGCGGACCCCACAGAGCUGCUGGCGCUGGAGGUCAGCCGCCGCACCGGCAACGGGGCCGCGCACCGCGCCGCCCGGGGCGGCGCCGGCGCCAAUGGCGCCGUGCACGGCGCGCCUCUGGCCGCGGGCAGCAAGAUCGCGGCGGCCGAGGCGGCGGUGUUCGAGGAAGGGAGCCUGCGCGUCGGCGCCGGGGAGGGCGCCAACCUGGAGGAUAUGCUAACGGCCUGACGACCCAGGCUCAGCUGGGCAGCACAAGGGCUUGAGCUGCGCAGUCUAUGUAUGCAUCUCGCCUGUUGCUGCGGCUGGAGCCGCAGCUCUGCUGGCGCCUGCUGGGCAGGAGCGCCAAGUGCCAAGAACUUGAGAUGAGAAGAGAAGAAGAGCCCGAGACUGAUCCAUUGAGCACUGUGCUGCUGGAAUGCAGCGCCAUUUUUCUCGCCAUGCAACCUUCCAUUGCCCGCUGCUGCACCACCAACACGCACUUGUGGCGGCAGCGGUUGCCGUGCGUGGCUUUGAUUGUGCAGCGCCUGCUGCUCGUGCUUGCACCCAUUCUUGCGACCGUUUCCAAGGUCCGAUUUUGUGCCGCCAUCCAUUCAUGUGUACCAUUCAUGUGUUCAUUGUGUACCAUGCAUUUAUCUUGCCCCUUGGUUGUUUUUGGAGAUCUACCCCAGGCUCGAGGCUCCUGAGCCCUGCCAACACCUUCUUAGCACAAUCAUCGUUUGCCGGUCGUCGGCGCCACACCCUCACUGCCAUCUGUGCUCUUCAUCCAUCACCAGCGUACCCUUUCAGAGACAGCGCCGCUGUUCCCUUUGUUGAGCCUGUUUCAUGCUGCCCAUGUAAUGAACAUGGGACGGAC